Molecule: messenger RNA, 2553 nt
Organism: Lachancea meyersii CBS 8951
Lineage: Eukaryota; Fungi; Ascomycota; Saccharomycetes; Saccharomycetales; Saccharomycetaceae
Source: the annotation of a GenBank genome assembly
AUGGAACGGCCGCCAGUCGAAACCGCCAAUAACGAAGGCAAUGUUGCAUCGACCCUACAGUUGCCGCCCAAACAGCGGAAAACUAGAAGUUUUACACUCUCGAAAUAUACCAUUUAUGAAACUAAGGACAGAAUGUAUGUGGUUGGCAGUAACAAGCGGGAAACUAUGUUUAGAAUUUUGGAAAUCGAUCUUUCGGUGCCUAACAGCGAUCUCUCUGUGCUCGAAGACAAUGUAUUCUUUACGAGAUCGGAAAUCAUGAACGUCUUGGCUGUCUUGGAGGACGCUAACGAUGAGGGACUCAACAAACGGCUAACUGGCUAUGGUUUGCUGGGAUUUAUUAGAUUCACAGACUGCUAUUACCUAAUUGUUAUAACAAAGACGAGCCCCGUAGCAGUGCUUGGGGGUCACUCAAUAUACCAUAUCGACGAGACUGAGCUGGUACCGCUGUCAAACUCUUACAAAAACCCUGACAAGUACUCGAUAGAAGCACGUUUCAUCAGCACAUUUUUGAACUUGGAUCUCAGUAAGACAUUCUAUUUCAGCUACACCUAUGAUAUUACCAACACCCUACAAACGAACAUACUCCGAGAAAAGCUGAAAGCAGUGGCACGUUCUGACGUGCAGAUACCGAGCGGCAUACCAGACUACAACGAAAUGUACAUGUGGAAUAGCAACCUUUUGAAGCCGGUGUUCCCCUGCAUCGACACCGUUUACGAUUGGUUUCAAGCCAUGAUACACGGUUUCAUAGAUCAAGUCAAUGUUUUGAUAUGGGGGAGAAGCGUCUAUGUCACACUGAUCGCUCGACGUUCGCAUCACUUUGCCGGGGCGCGUUUUUUAAAAAGAGGAGUCAACAAACAGGGCUACGUUGCGAACGAGGUGGAAACAGAGCAGAUUGUUUCUGAUAUGAUACUAACGCCCUUCCACCGGCCCGGUAAUGGUUACUUUGAUAGCGACCGGUACACCGCAUUUGUUCAGCACCGAGGGUCGAUUCCAUUGUGCUGGUCACAGGAAGCCUCCAAUUUGACUGCCAAGCCUCCCAUUCAAAUUAAUGUUACAGAUCCCUUCUUCAGCUCCGCUGCCUUGCAUUUCGACCGUUUGUUUCAAAGUUACGGUGGUGGUCCCAUCCAAGUAUUGAAUCUAAUCAAGACCAAAGAGAAAACGCCUCGUGAGGUGAAGUUACUAAACGAAUUUGAACAAUGCAUCAACUAUCUAAACAAAUUUCUUCCGGAGAACAACAAGAUUCAGUACACUUCAUGGGACAUGAGCAGGGCCUCAAAAUCCCACGGCCAAGUCGUCAUCGAAUUUCUAGAAAAAUACGCAAUCAACACACUAGAAACCACGGGAAUCUUCCAUAAUGGGCGUGAUUUCAGCACAACUCAAAUUCAAGAAGGUGUCUGUAGAACCAAUUGCAUUGACUGCCUCGACCGAACAAACGCUGCGCAGUUCGUAAUUGGAAAGCGUGCGCUGGGCGUACAACUCAACGUUCUAGGAAUUAGCGACAAUUCGUUUUUGGAGUACGACUCUGACAUCGUUCAUAUCCUAACGGAGCUGUUCCAUGAUCAUGGGGACACAAUCGCUUUGCAGUAUGGUGGAUCUCAUCUCGUCAACACAAUGGAAACUUAUCGAAAAAUCAAUCAAUGGAGCUCGCAUUCCAGAGACAUGAUUGAAAGUAUUAAGAGAUUUUACAGCAACUCCUUUGUAGAUGCACAGAGACAGGAUGCGAUCAAUCUUUUUUUGGGCCAUUACGUGUGGCAGCCAGGGACACCUGCUCUGUGGGAGCUCAAUACCGAUUUUUAUCUUCAUAUGGGUACCGAUACUGACAAUGGCCUGAGAAGUUACACUAAGUGGUGGAACAUUUACUACACAAAAAGCUUACGAAACACGAUAAAGGAGGAGAUUCUUGAUAAAAACAAUGACGUAACAACAGAAAAAGCAUACCACAAUGUGCGUGGUUACCCAGGCGCCUUUGAUAAUUAUUGGAACGAGUACUAUGCACCUCGUCUCCUUUCAUCGCUGCAAGAAUUGUUUGCCUACAAAAUGAACUCAACCAGACGUUAUAAUACAAAUGAAAAAAGAGGUAGUCGUGUUUCUCCAUUUCAUUCCAGAAAGCAGAGUUAUUUAAACAACAAGCUAAAAAACCUGGUGUCCACAGAGCCAGAGGACACUGAGGUAUCAGUGACCGACAAAGAAGAAUUGUCAUUCAAGGAUGAGAAUGAGCUCCAUCAUGUAUUUUUGAAACGCCAAGCAACCGAAUUAGGCACGCUGAAGGCUCAGCUUAACGACUUUGAAAUGCUGCAGAAUGGUGUCCGUGAAAGCGUUGCGGAUAGGGAUUAUGCGUUGGAAUCCGGCACGGUUUUCUCCUCCGAUAACAUGCCAUCCCUUUUCUCCGAUGCCACGGCGAGAUCCUUGCGUAAUGAAAGGGAGACAUACGAGAAGUACCAAAAUGUGUCGGAGUAUGCUGUUGUGGGUGAUUACAAGGAGCUUGAGUUAGACGAUAUCGAAAUUCCAGCUGCGGACCUUAAGUUAUACGAGUCGCAUUACGACAUAAUUUGA